AUGGCGCGCUUCAGGGCUGCCAAGUACCUGACCUGCUUCUACUGUGGCAGGAGGUCAAACUUGAAGUUUGAUGGCACCAUCCGCGACUUUUUGUGUCUGCAUUGUGACGCGACGAAUUACCUAGAUGAGAAUGGCGAAAUCACAGAUCCUCCCGUCGCAACCGAGCGUGAAGCGGAAGCAGUUCAAUACGCCGCGCCACAAUCUCCUACGCCCUCGCUAACGGACGAAAUCUUUUGCCAAACCUGCCUUAAGAAUCAGCACCUAUUCACAAAGUCAUUGGCCCAAUAUUUUCCGGAUGACCCCUCCGACCCAGACUUCCCCGAGCUGGAGCGCAAUUACUAUCGUUACCGACGGAACCUCGAGAAACGAUACCCUCAAGUGUGUAGCGAUUGCACUGAAAAAGUAGAGGACAGAAUUCGCCAAGCUGGCUAUACGGCCAAAACGGACCAUUUGCGCCGCAUGGUGAACUUGAGCCGGGGCCGAAAGACGAGAAGACGAACAACGCUUGAUUGGAUCAACACACUCGGCAAGACCUUGUGGCGGACAGGCUUUGUGCUGCAGUUCUUGUGGCAUUUUGCCAUGAUUACCCAGGCGUUGCAGCAGAGCGAUGAUGGGAUGUAUGAUCCAGACGACCAAAGUUUAUACGGCACGGCUAUCUCUUGGCUUAAAGGCAUCGUGGCCCGUUUGCCUGCCACGAAUACCUUGAUUCAAUCUAGCAUUUGGACUGGUAUUUUGGCUGCAUGGUGGAACCCGCACUUUGUGCAGGUCAAUCGUGGAUUUACCAGACAUUUGCUGGGCUUCACUCAGUGGUACUCCUUUCAGGGAUUGACCAUCUUUUUUCGCUUCAUCUUUCGUGGCGUGGCGGGCGUGAAUGCGCAAACGACGGAUUCUGGUACUGCCAAACUCGGCGCGCAUGUUGCCAUGACUGCGGUGAUGCUAGUAAUCUAUGCGUUGGCAGGCAGAUCCAUUCGUGUUGACACCACGCCUCUCUUUGCAACAUAUAACAAGCCACUGGUACGGAAAGAAGCCAAGUCACCUACGCGUCGACCGCUUGAGGAUUCAAAAACAUUCUCUGAACUUGUAAACGACGCUCUCGAUUCCGCAAACGCAACACCUCAAAAGCCGUCAAUACCAGAUCACAGCCCAUCACCCCAGUCGCCAUUCAACCCUCUGCGACCACAAAGCAGCCUGCAGCCAGCCUUUGUUGGAAUGGGCCUGUCGGAGACUCCCACAAAACGAGCGCAGCAGCUCCAGUACGAUGAAGAAAUGGACUGGUCGCCGGUUACACCACAGCACCGUGCGCUGAACAAUAACCUGACUCCCUCGACCAACAAAUUCGGUCGAACCAAUGGCGAACCUUUAUCACCUCCAGAAGCACAGAAGAGCCCGUUCUGGUACAAGGUUCCAGCAGCUCCCGCCAAUCCAGCGCAACGACUGCGCAAACCUAUCUGGUCGACGGCUCCAAAACAGGAACCUGUGGAGACAGGUAAGGUCAUGUUUACAAGAAGAGGACACCAACCCAGCUCUUCCCAGAGUAGUCUUGCUAGCGACAUGAAUGGAGGUGUAGAAUUCAAGCAGCCCAGUUUCUUUGCACCGCAAAGAGACCACGACGCAAGCUCUCUUGCGGAUUUACUCAGUCAGAGCUUCACCUUGGGCCAAGACCAACAAGACAAUGAUGAAAAUAAUACCGAACAAAGGGCCUUGAACUUGACUGGCACUGUUGCUGGCCAACCUGCUAGGCGGUCAGAUGCCCAAUCCACAAUUCUCAUGAUACUCCUUUCAUGUUGGCUGCUAACCAUGUUUGUUCCCAUGCCAUUUUCCUGGGAGCUACAACUCACAACCCUUUUUGCAGCUGGUGUCAUAGCUCUUCGGGCCACAGGAGACACGAGCAGCAUUGUUAGCAGUUCGUCGCCUGGUCCAGCUGUGUACAUACUAUCUGCUCUUGGAGUGGCUGAACUUGCCGCCAUUUGCUGGCUUGGGUCUGAGAUUUGGAGUGGGGAGUCGCCACCAGUCGAGUGGUAUGGUGUUGGGGUGCUUGCGAGUAUGCUCGGGCAUCAGGCUCUUAGGGGGGUAAUGUAA
Messenger RNA from Pochonia chlamydosporia 170, 2079 nucleotides. RefSeq names its product integral inner nuclear membrane protein Ima1. Lineage: Eukaryota; Fungi; Ascomycota; Sordariomycetes; Hypocreales; Clavicipitaceae. The record is from RefSeq and is a predicted model, not a curated record. The transcript has 3 exons. The coding region runs from base 1 to 2079 and encodes 692 amino acids. Gene Ontology annotation, biological process: nuclear inner membrane organization. Gene Ontology annotation, cellular component: microtubule organizing center attachment site; mitotic spindle pole body; nuclear inner membrane.